AAAAAGCAGAAAAGAUAGCCGUCGGCCCGCCGGGAUAAAAAGAGCGUUCAACCCCAAAUGAAGCUCCCACCUGUCUUCUCUCCUCAUCUCUCAUUUCUCAUUUUCCUCUCUCCCCUUUCUUCCCAAUCCAUUCUGAUUACUAAAAAUCAACUUAAAAAGAGUGUGAAGUGUUCACCAAUAUCUAUAUGGGGGAUGUGGCUAAAGAUCUUGCUUCUGGGACUCUUGGGGGAGCAGCUCAAUUGAUAUGUGGGCACCCAUUUGAUACGAUUAAGGUCAAGCUCCAAAGCCAACCUGUUCCCCUUCCUGGCCUUCGUCCCAAGUACUCUGGAGCGAUGGAUGCUCUCAGACAAACUUUAGCUUCAGACGGUCCAAGAGGUUUGUAUAGAGGUAUGGGAGCUCCAUUGGCUACAGUUGCUGCACAAAAUGCUGUCUUGUUCACUGUCAGGGGACAACUAGAGUCCUUAUUUAGGCCUUAUCCUGGUGCUUCCCUUGAAGUUAGCCAACAAGUGAUUUGUGGGGCUGGAGCUGGCUUUGCUGUGUCUUUUGUAGCUUGUCCAACUGAGUUGAUCAAGUGCAGAUUGCAAGCUCAGAGUGCAUUGGCAACAUCAAGUUCAGUUGGUGUAGCAGUGAAGUAUGGUGGUCCACUUGAUGUAGCUAAGCAUGUUGUCCAAUCAAAUGGAGUGAAGGGUCUUUUCAAGGGCUUAAUUCCAACUAUGGCAAGAGAAGCACCUGGGAAUGCAGUGGUUUUUGGUGUAUAUGAACUGCUAAAACAAUACUUUGCAGGUGGUCGAGACACGUCGAAUCUAGGAAAAGUCCCAGUGAUGGUGGCUGCAGGUGUAGCGGGAGCUGGCUUUUGGCUAGCUGUGUAUCCAACUGAUGUGGUGAAGAGUGUGAUUCAAGUUGACGAUUUCAAGAACCCAAAGUUCUCUGGGUCUAUUGAUGCUUUCAGAAAAAUCAUGGCCUUAGAAGGAACCAAAGGCCUAUUCAAAGGUUUUGGACCUGCCAUGGCUCGUAGUGUCCCAUCUAAUGCAGCAUGCUUCUUGGUAUAUGAAGUCACUAGAUCUACUUUAGGUUAAUCCAAGAAUUCAUUUGGAACUUCACAUGUUCACUUAUAUAUGCUUAACUGUUAUACCCCUUGUGGCUAAUUAAAAGAAAAGCCAUUCUGAGGUAAUAAAAUUCAACAUGGCCUCUCCAUGUAGUGGUCAUUUUCUUUCCUUUUUAUUUGCACUUAAUUCGACUUUGGUUGUCAACGUUGUGGAAAAAAUUAUAAUAAACGAAGAUUGUGUUGUGUUGAUAUCGUGCA
Cucumis melo (muskmelon) is the source of this 1303-nucleotide messenger RNA. Its product is annotated as mitochondrial carnitine/acylcarnitine carrier-like protein. NCBI's taxonomy places the organism in Eukaryota, Viridiplantae, Streptophyta, Magnoliopsida, Cucurbitales, Cucurbitaceae. Gene Ontology annotation, molecular function: L-ornithine transmembrane transporter activity. The transcript has 3 exons. The record is from RefSeq and is a predicted model, not a curated record. Gene Ontology annotation, biological process: mitochondrial L-ornithine transmembrane transport. The coding region runs from base 186 to 1076 and encodes 296 amino acids.